AUUCAAUGUUUGGUAGUUAAUAACUAGCGCAUGCGCAGUAUAUGACCUUUAUGUCAUUGAAGUUUAAAAUUUUAUCAAACCUUAUAAUUUUUGAUUUUACGUAUAAAAAGCAGGCCAAAAACCUUGUCAAACUUAAAAUUAACCAUUAAUUAAGGCAUCAUGGCAGAAUUAAAGUCAAUUUCAGUACCCACAACCCCAUUUGAUGACCAAAAACCCGGCACUAGUGGGCUACGUAAGAAAGUUAAGGUAUUCCAACAAAAUCACUACACCGAAAAUUUCGUCCAAAGUAUUUUCAACGCUUUAGGCUGUAAGGUUAAAAACUCCGUAAUUGUAGUAGGAGGAGACGGUAGAUACUACUUAAAAGAAGCCAUCUCACACAUAAUUAAAAUAGCCGCAGCUAAUCAGGUCUCGAAACUUAUUAUCGGGCAAAACGGUAUUAUUUCCACUCCAGCUGUUUCAAGUCUUAUUAGAAGCAACAAAACAACAGGUGGAAUUGUUUUGACUGCCUCACAUAACCCAGGUGGCAUUAACAACGAUUUCGGUAUAAAAUACAAUUGUGAAAAUGGCGGACCCGCCCCUGAUAACGUUACAAACGAAAUAUUCGAACUUAGUAAAAAAAUUAAAGAGUUUAAAUAUGUACCUGAUCUAAAGACUUGUGGUUUAAUUGAGACCAUAGGAGUUACCACAUUUAAAGUUGAUGGAAGAGAUUUUGUGGUCGAAGUAAUCGAUUCUGUAGAAAACUACGUAAAUUUGAUGAAGGAUAUAUUCGAUUUUGGUAAAAUUAAAAAACUCGUAAACCAACCUUUCAACAUUUUAAUCGACUCUAUGCAUGGUGUAACUGGUAGAUACGUGGAAAGGAUUUUUGUUGAGGAAUUGGGGGCUGACGUCAAUAAAAAUGUCACCCAUACAGAAACUCUUGAAGAUUUUGGCGGGGAACACCCCGACCCUAACCUCACUUAUGCUAAAUCUUUGGUUGACAAGGUCAAAGCUGACACCUCGUAUGACCUUGGCGCAGCAUUUGACGGAGACGGUGAUAGAAACAUGAUUUUAGGAAAAAACGCAUUUUUCGUAACACCAAGCGAUAGCUUGGCAGUUAUAGCAAAUAACUUGGAGUGCAUUCCGUAUUUUAAGAAGAACGGUGUAAAAGGUUUUGCCCGCAGUAUGCCAACAGCAGGUGCUGUAGAUAGAGUUGCCCAAAAGUUGGGAAAAGAAUUUUUCGAAACCCCUACUGGUUGGAAAUAUUUCGGCAAUCUGAUGGACGCUGAACGGUUGUCUCUUUGCGGAGAAGAAUCCUUUGGAACUGGUUCCGACCAUAUAAGAGAAAAAGACGGUAUCUGGGCUGUUUUGGCGUGGCUACAAAUAAUAGAGCACAAAAAUAUGUCGGUGGAGGAAAUUUUGAAUGAGCAUUGGUGCCAGUAUGGCAGAAAUUUCUUCACUAGAUACGACUAUGAGGAAUGUGAAGGCAAGGGAGCGAACGACAUGAUGGCAACACUGGAAAGUAUGUUGACAUCAAGUGGUUUUGUUGGUAGGGAGUUUAGUUCUCUGGGAAAGACCUACAAGGUCAAAGUGGGAGAUAAUUUUUCGUAUGUUGACCCUAUUGAUAAGAGUGUGGCCAAAAACCAGGGAUUAAGAGUUUUAUUUGAAGAUGGCUCCCGUUUAGUCUUUAGACUUUCCGGUACAGGUAGUAGUGGAGCCACUGUAAGAUUAUAUGUGGAUAGUUACGAGCAAUCAAACUUCAAAAAUGAUGCCCAGGAUAUCCUUAAACCCCUGGUAAAUAUUGCGCUGGAAAUGUCGCAGUUACAAAAAUUCACUGGUAGAGAUGCCCCUACAGUAAUCACAUAAGUGUUUUCGCGUUAAAAACGAAAUUCACGUCUUUUUGAUAUAAUUAUAUAUUUUUUUGUUU
Molecule: messenger RNA, 1903 nt
Organism: Brassicogethes aeneus
Lineage: Eukaryota; Metazoa; Arthropoda; Insecta; Coleoptera; Nitidulidae
Source: the annotation of a GenBank genome assembly